Molecule: messenger RNA, 1761 nt
Organism: Ambispora gerdemannii
Lineage: Eukaryota; Fungi; Glomeromycota; Glomeromycetes; Archaeosporales; Ambisporaceae
Source: the annotation of a GenBank genome assembly
AUGUCGACAAAAACCUCGAACAAUACAAAAAAGUCAAAAAAGCAAAAUGAAGAACUACACACUCAGGUUUCCGACAAGACAAAACACGUCGGUAAUUGGCUAUUCCAGGACCAGACGUUUACAAUUACCUUACAACCUAUUACCAUAUUAACAUUUCUCGCACUUUUCGUAUCAAGCUUUGUGGCUUGGGACCGUCACACGCGACAAAUCUUUUGCGAAAUUGUUCGUGGUGAAUUGGAUAAUGAUAGAGUUCAAUGGAUAGAAAUCUCGAAUAAUCCUACCUCGCUUAACUAUACCUUAUACGAAAACGGAGCAUUUGUCUUUAAACAUAUAUUCUUAGAGGACUUUAAAGAAGAAUUUGACGUGGAGCCGCUAUAUUUUUCGGAAUAUGAACCGCGAGUGACCGAAUUACUAGCGAAUUUCGACUUGCAAAAAGUUUUACGCGAAAAUGAAACAGAAUUUGAAAAAAAUUUACUCGAAAGUAUCUACUCCGAGACAGAAUUAUAUACACAUUUUGUUGAAGAUAUCGAGAACCAAGUUAAAAACGGAACAUAUGUUGACGAUGGACGCUUCUAUGCACGUUGGGUAAAUGACAAAUUGAGAUACGGAAUGUUUGCGAGUCGUGAUAUUGAAAAUGGAGAGUUUCUUGGAGUAUAUUGCGGAGUUUAUUCCGUUGAUGUUGAAGACGUUGAAUAUGCAUGGGAAUAUAAUUUCCUCACAAAGGUUACCGAUGAAAACGAGGAAUUUGUACGAAUUUUAAUCGAUGCAAAAUACAAAGGAAAUUAUAUGCGUUUUGCAAAUCACCGUGAUGAUAAUCAAAACGCCGAAAGUAUUUAUAUCAUUUACAAGAAUCAUUGGGUAGUGGUCUAUGUCGCGCGAACAAAUAUAAAGGCUCACGAUCAGAUUUUUGUCUCUUAUGGUACCGCAUAUUGGCAGGACAGAGAUAAAAUGGUGUUUCGCACUUUAUAUCAAAUUAAUAUCGAUCUUAUUACGCAAAACCCUCAACGAACCGUUCUCGGCAAUCCAAAUGCCGACAUUGUGAAUGAUUUGGGUGGUCAGGUGUUGAGACCUAUGGAUACAAUUGAAGAAAAAUUUUCCGCACCCGCCAAUAAUCAUAUUCACGUCACUGUCGAGGUACCUGCUUUUCCUGAUACUGCUGAGGCACCUUCGGGAAUUACAAAAGAAGGAUCAUCAUAUAAGCGGACGAUUGACAGGUUUACUGAUACAACUCAACAAUUCGCUAAUAUUGCAAGCGAAAAGACCAAAAGUCUCUCAAGUAUGAACCAAACGCAUUUGGAUGAGUUACUUAAACACUUGCAUUUUCGUCGAACUACAAGUGUUAUCAUUGUGAAUUCAACAAAUAAGGAUUUUGAUGAACGGUUCGUGUGGGAUGAACGAACCGAAAAUCAACAUGCGGAAGAUCAAAAAGAUGGACAAGGUCAUGUGAUUAAACGAGGCUUAAGUGGUGGAAUUCGGGCCGGAUUCGAAUUAAAGAAAACGGUCCAAGAUUCUGAUGUUAAUCAAGCUAUUGCGGAGCUUAUCGUGACAAAUAUUGUUUCAAAUCAUGCCCCGCCAAUUCAUGUAAUGCUCUUAACAUUAUUGAGAGAGCACUUAUCGAAGAUCCCACUUACCGCAACUACCACAACCAUCGACUCUAAUUUUCCUAUUGGAGCGAGAAGCAACUGCUUUCGUCAUUUGGAAAAUUUGCAACAUGGAAAAGUAUUUGAAAAUGAUGGAGAGGCUGGACCUAUUUUUGAAUAG